Cucumis melo (muskmelon) is the source of this 989-nucleotide messenger RNA. RefSeq names its product 60S ribosomal protein L10a. The coding region runs from base 80 to 778 and encodes 232 amino acids. The record is from RefSeq and is a predicted model, not a curated record. NCBI's taxonomy places the organism in Eukaryota, Viridiplantae, Streptophyta, Magnoliopsida, Cucurbitales, Cucurbitaceae. The transcript is spliced from 5 exons. Gene Ontology annotation, biological process: translation. Gene Ontology annotation, cellular component: large ribosomal subunit. Gene Ontology annotation, molecular function: RNA binding; structural constituent of ribosome.
UUCUUAACCCUAAUCUGUUUCGUUUUCUUUCCUCUCGGACUGAAGGGUAUACUGUCUUUGCGAAGGCGAAGAUUCGAAAAUGAGUAAGCUUCAGAGUGAUGCACUGAGAGAAGCUAUCUCAUCUAUUUUCACUGAUAGCAAUGAGAAAAAGAGAAAGUUUACUGAGACCAUUGAGCUUCAGAUCGGACUGAAGAACUAUGAUCCUCAGAAGGACAAGCGUUUCAGUGGUUCUGUGAAGUUGCCACAUAUUCCCCGUCCCAAGAUGAAGAUAUGCAUGCUUGGGGAUGCCUCACACAUUGAAGAGGCUGAGAAGAUUGGUCUAGAAUAUAUGGAUGUGGAAGGCUUGAAAAAGCUAAAUAAGAACAAGAAAUUGGUGAAGAAACUUGCCAAAAAAUACCAUGCCUUUUUGGCAUCAGAAUCUAUAAUCAAGCAGAUUCCUCGUCUUCUAGGCCCCGGUCUCAACAAAGCAGGAAAGUUCCCAACAUUGGUGACACACCAAGAAACGCUUGAAUCUAAAGUUAAUGAGACCAAGGCGAUGGUCAAGUUUCAACUGAAGAAGGUCCUUUGUAUGGGAGUUGCUGUUGGAAACGUUUCCAUGGAUGAGAAGCAAGUCUUUCAAAAUGUUCAAAUGAGCGUCAAUUUCUUGGUUUCUUUGUUGAAAAAGAACUGGCAGAAUGUAAGUUUGUCUGUGUAUCUCCCAACUCAACUCCAUCUGUUUCAUCAUUUUGCUUAUGGAGAUUUGAAUACGGUUUCUUGCAGGUUAGGUGCCUGUACCUGAAAAGCACAAUGGGGAAGUCAUAUCGGGUUUUCUAAGCACUGUUAGCAAUGUAGUCAGUCUUGUGUGUUCGAUCUUUUUAUUAUCGACGUUAUUUCUCGAAGAGCAGUUUUGUGAAAUGAGCGUUUUUGAAUGAUUCUUGAACAAAGAAACAGGAAUGUUUUCUUCUCUUUUAAAGUGACAAUUGAUAAUGAAGUUUUUAAUUCCCACCCAA